GGCGUGCUCGCCUCCGCUGCUGCUGCGCCGGUGUGGGGGCGAGUCCCGCUGUGGGGGCGCCAUGUCCACCUACUCCCGGCCGCAAGUCCCGGCCGGCUCGUGCGGCGCCAUCUCGCUGCGGCUGGCGGGCCGCGACCUGCUCAAGCCGAUCAGCAAGAUGGACCAGGCGUUUUACUUUCUGCAGCCGGUCGACGUCGUCGCGCUGCGCAUCCCCGACUACCCCACCAUCGUCCGCGAGCCCAUGGACCUCGGCACGAUCGAGAAGAAGCUUGACGCGAGCAGCUAUGCGACGACGGAGGAGUUUGUGGCCGACGUCAAGCUCGUCUGGUACAACGCGCGGCUGUACAACCCGGUCGGCUCGGUGGUGCACGAGGCGGCCAGGGCGCUCGAGAAGGCCUUCGACGACCGGCUCGAGGCCCUGGUCGGCUCGUGCGACCGGCCCGCGCCUCCCGCGCCGGACUCUGACGCGGCGGACGGCGUGCCCGCCUCAAAGCUGCGGCCCCUCCUGCGCAGCCUGCAGUCGCACGCGCGCUCGAAGCCGUUCCGCGUGCCGGUGGACUACGUGGCGCUCAACCUGCCGCACUACCCGACCAUCAUCACGCAGCCGAUGGACCUCGCCACCGUCUCCUCCAACCUCGAGCGGGGCCGGUACGGCACGGUCGCCGACCUGAGGCGCGACAUCGACCUCAUCUGGCAGAACGCGAUCGACUUCAACGGGCCGACGUCGUGGAUCGGGGCGGACGCGUCGACCCUCCGGGAGCACACCAAGCGAAAGUUCAGCCAGUCCGGCUUCGCAGACACCGCCGCCAUCGCCCUCGACGCCGCCGCGCCGCCGCCGGCCGCGCCCGCGCGAAAGCGCGCGCCGGCGCCGCCCGCCGCCGCGCGGCCGGCGGGGCGGUCGGGCGCGGCGGGCGGGGCGAGCGCUGCGGCGGGUGCGGUGGAGGCGGACAGCUUCGAGAUGACCCUCGGCCAGUGCCGCUCGCUGCUGCGCCCCUUUCUGCAGAUGCCUCAGGCGCGUGACUUCCUCGCGCCCGUCGACCCGGUUGCGCUCAACAUCCCCGACUACCCGACGGUGAUCACCCACCCGAUGGACCUCGGCACCGUCGAGCAGCGCCUCGACCGCAAGGAGUACACCGACGCGGGAGGCUUCGUCCGCGACAUGCGCCUCGUCUGGAGCAACGCAAUCAGGUACAACCCCGUCGGCACGCCCGUCCACGCCGCCGCCGCCGCCCUCUCGGCCGAGUUCGAGAAGCGCCUACUCGCCACCAUCGAGCCCGCCUUCGCUGGGCCGACCGGCGACCAGCCCCGCCCCGCGCCCGCGCCGCCAGCGCCGCCGCGGCCCGCGCCGGCGCCGCCGCGGCCAGCGCCGCCGCGGCCAGCGCCGCCGCGGCCGGCGCCGCCGCGGGCCGCUCCGGCGCCGCCACCGCCAGCCGCACCGCCCGCGGCCGGCGCUGCGAGAGCGGCGCCGCCACCGCCGCGACCGCGCGCGCUGCCCGCUGCGACGUACCUCAAGGAGGAGGCGACCGGUGAAGCGGCUCGCGUGCGGGCGAUGUACAAGAAGGCUGUGUACUCGCUGCGGAUGCACAGCGGU
Molecule: messenger RNA, 1591 nt
Organism: Emiliania huxleyi CCMP1516
Lineage: Eukaryota; Haptophyta; Isochrysidales; Noelaerhabdaceae
Exons: 5
Molecular function (GO): protein binding
Source: RefSeq, a predicted model, not a curated record